GCAUAUAGAGCUGGGAUGCGUAGUGUUUUUGAGACUCUGAAAACAAAUCACACCAAAAUCCCUGCAGCUCACAGUGACUCGGGGGAUCUGAAGCGGCAGCUCAGAUUGUAAACUCACCGUCAGAACAGCUGGUUUAGUUAGAAACAGAUUUUGGAUGUCUGCAGGGCAGGAACAUUGUGAUGUGGUGUACAGCUUGGCGGAAGAGCAGGACUUUGAGCAGGUCAUGAACAUCUGCAGUAGUGAAGACCACAAAAGGCUGGACUACAUGGCUGUUACCUUCCAUCGCUGGCUGCAGGAACCUGGACGUCUCGUCUUCAUCGCUAGGAUGAAGAACAGAGUGGUGGCGCUGGAGUCUGCACUGCUGGUUGACGGUGGUCAGACAGCCGUAUUUCAGGGUCUCAGGGUGGCACCGGAUUUGAGAGGCCGCGGGCUCGCUGGCACCCUCCAGAGGCACGUGACAGGCUAUAUCCGCCACCACUACCCAGAAGUCUCCACAGUCAGACUGAGCCGAGGAGACAAGCCUUCACCACAAACACUGGCCAAGUACCGACUCAUAGCUAAGGAGGCCAUCUUGUCUUUGUGUUGCGAGGCGCCCAAUCUUGGCCUCUUUGUUGCCGAGCUUCGUUCCAGACUCCCCUGCCUGCCUGGCUCCUCCCCCCACGCCCCGGUAACCCUGAGCCAGCAGCAGGCGGAGACUCUGGUCCUCACCGACCAUGUGGUUUGCAACCUGCUGCCUGGUAAAACCAUCAUCAAUGACUGGGAGCCUCUGAAGCCCAUGGAGGCAAACCUAGAGGUGCUGCGCCGUAGGGGGUUGACAUGGAUUGUAGAUCGUGAGUUUGAGCCCAUGACCAUCAGCCUGUGCACCACACCGUACGCUGUUCCCUACCGCCACGAUGCACUGCACUUCAACAUCAACAUCUUCGGCCGCAGUUUGUCUUCAGUGUGCGCGGUGUUUCUGUCUCAGCUUGAAGCUUUGCUGCAGAGUCUCGAAGGUUACCUGAUCUUCUACACCUACGUGGACCCUGCGGUUUGGCCCGGGCUUCGCCAGUUCUGCCAGAACAACAGCAAUGUGUCAUUCUAUCAGGACUACUGUGAGGAGUACGUACUGGAGAGAGACCUCUGAAUGGCCAGAUUCCAGGGGUUGUUGACGGAAUCUUCGGGGAGGAUGUAUUCUUGAAUGGUUUACAGAUGUAUUAGUCUAUAGAUGUUCUUUCGGUUUUAACCUUAUAUAUAAAUAAUUGAGAAAUAUUUUUCAAGGCAGACAACAUGAGACAGAGCGUAAACAUGCGACAAUGACCAGACAGGGAAUGAACAGAAACACCAGGUAUGAACAUAUAAUGAACAUACACCAGGGACUA
Messenger RNA from Micropterus dolomieu (smallmouth bass), 1358 nucleotides. RefSeq names its product histidine N-acetyltransferase-like. NCBI's taxonomy places the organism in Eukaryota, Metazoa, Chordata, Actinopteri, Centrarchiformes, Centrarchidae. Gene Ontology annotation, molecular function: acyltransferase activity, transferring groups other than amino-acyl groups. Bases 155 to 1123 code for a protein of 322 amino acids. The transcript has 4 exons. The record is from RefSeq and is a predicted model, not a curated record.